Messenger RNA from Anoplopoma fimbria (sablefish), 2782 nucleotides. RefSeq names its product cyclic nucleotide gated channel subunit alpha 3a (gene cnga3a). NCBI's taxonomy places the organism in Eukaryota, Metazoa, Chordata, Actinopteri, Perciformes, Anoplopomatidae. Gene Ontology annotation, cellular component: intracellular cyclic nucleotide activated cation channel complex; plasma membrane. Bases 82 to 2301 code for a protein of 739 amino acids. The transcript has 10 exons. The record is from RefSeq and is a predicted model, not a curated record. Gene Ontology annotation, biological process: monoatomic cation transmembrane transport. Gene Ontology annotation, molecular function: intracellularly cGMP-activated cation channel activity; protein-containing complex binding; cGMP binding.
GCGAUGGAGCCACAGAGAGGUCAGAGUGGGAGCACUGGUUCUGCUGGAGACCAGUCAGUGUGAGGAGCUUCAGACGACGACAUGGCGGAGGUCGGCUGUGAGAAGUCCUCCUCCUCCAGACAUCGGUCGUCCUCCAGCAGACCUGAGGACCAGCUCGCUGUCAUCGAGAAUGGAGACAGCAGGAAUCCGUCUCUUUGUGACGACGCCUCAGAGACGGCGUUGUCCUCAGAGGCCCACAGAGACUCCUUCACAGGAGCCGGGGCGAUGGCCAGGCUCUCUUACUUCUUCUUCAUGCUGUGGAACUGGGCGUCUCACAGAGCGAACCCCGUAACGGAGAGGCACGACUCUUUCCUCGAGCGCUUCAGAGGCCCCGAGCUCAAAGACGUCUCCAGUCGAGAGAGCAACGCCCAGUCUGUGGGCCUCAACGACACCACCCGCAAGAGGAAUCUUGGCAGUAAGUGGCCACUAGCUACUUACAACAUGAAUAACUGCAACAACACAGACGAUCGAAGAGUAGAAGACAAAAAGGAGGAGAUUAAAAAAGAGGAGAAAAAGGAGGAGGAGAAAAAGGACGAGAAGAAAGACGAGGACAAGAAGGAUGAGAAGAAAGAGGAAAAGAAAGACGAGAAGAAAGAUGAGAAGAAGGAUGAUAAAAAGGAUGAUAAGAAAGAUGAUAAAAAGAAAGAGGAGCCACCGAAGGAGAUCUGGAUUAUGGAUCCGGCCACAGACCAGUACUACAGAUGGCUGACCGUCAUCGCAGGACCAGUGUUUUAUAACCUCAUGAUGAUCGUAACACGAGCCUGUUUUAACGACCUCCAGGAAACGUAUACGCGCCUCUGGCUCUUCUUGGACUACACCACCGACAUCAUCUACUUCACAGACACGUUCGUCAGGUCGAGAACAGGUUACCUGGAACAAGGCCUGCUGGUAAAAGAUGCCACAAAACUGAGAAGUAAAUACAGAACAACAUCUCAGUUUAAAUACGACAUGAUUUCAAUGAUACCCACCGAUCUGCUGUUUCUGAAGUUCGGAUACAACAACCCGGAGUUCCGAUUCAACCGUCUUUGCAAAAUCUCGAGGCUUUUUGAGUUCUUUGAGCGGACUGAAACCAGAACCAGCUUCCCAAACAUGUUUCGUAUCAGUAAUCUCGUACUUUAUAUCCUCGUUAUUAUCCACUGGAAUGCUUGUAUGUUCUUUGCCAUUUCGAAAACCAUUGGUUUUGGAUCUGAUACAUGGGUUUACCCCAACAUCAGCCACCCGGAGCACGGACGCCUGGCCAGGAAGUACAUCUACUCCCUGUACUGGUCCACGCUGACCCUCACCACCAUCGGAGAGACCCCUGCACCAGUCAGGGAUGUUGAAUUCGUCUUCGUCAUUGCCGACUUCCUCACGGGUGUGCUGAUCUUUGCUAGUAUUGUCGGUAACGUCGGUGCCAUGAUCUCCAACAUGAACGCCUCUCGUGCCGAGUUCCAGGCCAAGAUCGACUCCAUCAAGCAGUACAUGCAGUUCCGAAAGGUCACCAAAGACCUGGAGGCCAGGGUCAUCAAGUGGUUCGACUACCUGUGGACCGAGAAGAAGACCUGUGACGAGAAGGAAGUGUUGAAGAACCUCCCAGACAAGCUCAAGGCCGAGAUCGCCAUCAACGUCCAUCUGGACACGCUGAAAAAGGUUCGUAUUUUCCAGGAUUGUGAAGCCGGUCUGCUGAUUGAGUUGGUGCUCAAGCUGCAGCCGCAGGUGUUCAGUCCUGGAGAUUACAUCUGUAAGAAGGGGGAUAUCGGCAGGGAGAUGUACAUCAUCAAGGAGGGGAAGCUGGCUGUGGUGGCCGACGACGGGGUCACUCAGUUCGUGGUGCUCAGUGACGGCGCAUACUUCGGGGAGAUCAGCAUCUUGGGUAUCAAAGGCAGUAAAGCGGGAAACAGGAGAACCGCCAACAUCCGGAGCGUGGGCUACUCCGAUCUCUUCGCUCUGUCCAAAGACGACCUGAUGGAGGCUCUCACGGAGUAUCCAGACGCCAAAAAGGCUCUGGAGGAGAAGGGCAAGGCCAUCCUGAUGAAGGACAACCUGAUUGACGAGGCGAUUGCCAACGCCGGCGCCGACCCCAAAGACCUGGAGGAGAAGAUCGUCAGGCUGCAGGGCAACCUGGACCUCAUGCAGACCAAGUUCGCCCAGCUGAUGGUGGAGUUCACCUCCAGCCAGGCGAGGAUGAAGCAGAGGGUCAGCGAGAUGGAGGCCAAAGUGAAAUCUGUAGGACCCGAGGAUCUCACAGAAGUGGUGGCCGACAAGGACAAAAAAGUCCAGUAAUGUGAGAGACACCUGAGGACUUUACAGGAAACGAGGGGGAUUUUUCAUAGUAGAGUGACACUUUCUAAAGGACCAUGUUUAUAUAUCUAUUUAUACAUCUGUUUAUCAUCAUUACAACGUGUCAAAUUGUGUACAGUGUAUGCAGCAAAUGCUUUUGUGUGUAUGCUUUGAAUCUAUUUCAUGUUUUCAUGAAACGACUUGUUGAUCAGAAGCACUUGUGUAUGCAAAGAAAAGAAGGCUUUUUAUAGCCUUAGAAUAAAGACGAAUGUUUUUGAUUUCCUGAUCAGUAUUCACGUUUCCCCCAGAAAACAUAUUGAUCUUUCUGUCGAGUAUAAUUCAUCCACAAUAAUGCAGCUGCUAUAUCUAUUUGAAACCGUCUGUGAAUGUAAAAAAUAAAACCCAAAUGCAGUUCUGUUUAUGUUAUUAUAAGCAUACACUAUCAGAUGUAAAUUGCAACGUUAUAUGUAAAUAAACAUUAAAA